This is a messenger RNA of Clarias gariepinus (North African catfish), 2996 nucleotides long. RefSeq names its product family with sequence similarity 110 member D (gene fam110d). Lineage: Eukaryota; Metazoa; Chordata; Actinopteri; Siluriformes; Clariidae. The record is from RefSeq and is a predicted model, not a curated record. The transcript has a single exon. The coding region runs from base 590 to 1846 and encodes 418 amino acids.
CCAGAAUAGUUUAAAAGGAAAAAAAGAAGCAACACGUCUAGUCCACUGCCAGUCACAGCAAGCCUGAGUCUGGAGGACAAAAGUCUCACCUCAAAGAAACCAAGACGGCUAUCAAAAAGCAAACAGCUAAGUGCCAUCGUGUUCCUUCCUCUUGGUGACCUUCUCAAAAGAAAAGUAAACUCUCUAAAGAUUGGAGGACUCUGAAAGAGGGGAGAAGAAAGAAAAGUCAGAUUUGGACUUAAAGGCAUAUUGGGACUUCUAUUUCUGCUUCUCUGUGGUAAGGGGAACAUCUCAUUUGGGACUGCAGUUGAAAAAAAAAAGGAUUUGCUCUCGCCCUUCCCAUCCAGUGGGUGUAUAAAUACUGCAUUUAGAUCAAUUUGUUCUUGUCAGAUUUCAACACUAAGUAUAGCAAAACUUAGCUGCUGUAACCUGCAUCACAUGGAUAUCCUUGAUAAUUACAUUUAAAAGUUCUGGUGGAUUCUUUCUGCUCCUGAGCACCCAGCCCGUGAUAAAAAAGUGGCCAUCUCGUAGGGACACUGGCACGUAAGCCUUCAGUUUGGAUGCUUUUUAUCUAGUGCGGAGGUAAAUAAUGAAGCCCCUAACACCAGUCGGCUCACCCUCGCCCCUGCGCCUUCUUAACAAGGGCCCGGAUUACCUGCGUAGGCAGAUAGACAGUGGAAAUCGGGGCCACUCUGUUAGUGCUGUGGAGCGCUUAGAGGCAGACAAGGCCAAAUAUGUCAAGAGCCAGCAGGUCAUCAACACCAAGCAAGAACCCAUGCUAGCUCCUUGUGCGACACCUCCACCGCCAUCACGCCGCACCUUCACUGCACCAACACCCUUGACACCAGUCCUGCCUCGACGCACGCCUCUCAGUUCAUGCCCUCUCUCACCCCACAACAACAAUGAGGACGAUUCCAGGAAGGAAAACCUCAGAGCUCUGUAUCUCGAGGUAGAGAAGCAAAACAAGAACAACUCCACUAGGGCACCUCUGCCGACUCUGAGGGGCCCGAACGGCACACCAUUGGUGGCGCCACACAGCGCACCCAUGAUGAGACGGAGCAUUGGGAAGCGCAUGCUGCGGCCUGACUCUUUGGUCAUCUAUAGGCAGAAGAAAGAAUGUAAGAGUCCGAUGGGAAACGGCGAUGGAAACUCAAGUGCCGAGACAAAGGGGUACAGCUUUGUACGCAGGCUCUUUCAAGGUUCUAUGCGAGAGAAGAACGGCAGAAAUGACGAUAAGCUGACAAUCAGUGAAGAGAAGUCUUCAUCACGGGACGGAGACUCACGCAUGUCAUGGUCUAUUGACAGGGACACUGUAGAUGGUGGGAAUGGGACAAGGCGAUCCAGUAGGACAGAGUCAAACAACGGCAAUAGCAGCUUCCAGGAGCCUGUUUCCUUUGGAUUGACCAAUUCCUUCAGAAACACCAUGGAGAAUAUGAAUGAGAAUGAUAUGGAUCCGUGGAAGCCAGUGUUGAUGCUCCAGCGCUCUAAAUCAGACAAUCGACUUUGCUCGUCACUGGCAUUGUCUGAACAUGAGCGCUUCUUUGACUUCUGCGGCCUUGACUGGGACUUGGUGGAUCGGCUUGGACCUGAGAACUUCCCAUCAGGUGCCAGCUCGGUCGACACUCUCUCUUUGGUUCUGAGGAGUGUUGGGGGAAUGGAAGGUGGCUCAGAGCCGAGUGAAUUUUCACGGCAUUCCGGGGAGGGUCUUUUUCAGGAGGAAGUGACUGAGCAAGUACCCUCGGCCGUGUCAAUCAUCGAGAGGAAUGCCCGCGUGAUAAAGUGGCUUUACGGCUGUAAGAACGCAGCGAGGGAAGGACCCAAAGGUCCAAAAGAGUCGACUGUAUAGGCACAAAGAUAACAAUCUUGGACUAAGUGCUGUAUUGGCUGUUACACAUUUGAAGAGCUACUAUAUUCAUUUCAUUUUUUUAUAAUAUUUGUGUAUCAGACUUGAAAAGGUGAUAAACGGCACAUCUACAGUAUGUCUUACAUUUGAUCGUGAACAGAGCGUGAACAAUUCAACCGCUUUUCACUUUCCUUUCUAUAAUUUGGUGAUCUCAGUUUUCUCAUCCUUGCAGCAGUUCAUUCUGUCUGUAAAUAAGUAAUACUUGUAUGUUCUGUUCUUUUUUUUUGCUGUUGAAGAACAACGGCGCCUUGUGCUCAAGUACAUCUCAAUAGAUGAAUAAUUAAAAACGGAAAACCACUUAGAUUUCCCUGUGCUGGGGAUCCGAUGUGUGAGUGUGAAGUGAACCGUGCAUACCUCUAGUUUGUAUUGUUGGUUUUUUUUCCCCAUGAAACGCAGGCGUUGGAAUCCAACAGACAACAGAUACAGUAUGUGUUUAUGCACUAAUGCACUGAAAUGAGGUGGGACGGGGUAGUCAGUUGGCGUAGGAGUGGGUGAAACUUAUUUUAUUUUCUGCCAACCAUCUUUGUCUAGGAGAACACUUUAUGCCAAAGAAACAUCCCAAGUUAAAGUUUGAUUCUCAAAAAGUCAACUUUAAUCCUAAUUAUUCAGAAAUUGCAUUGACAAUCACAUUUCUUCUCCUGGUAAAAACAUAUAAAGUUAUUUCCAGGUCCACAGAGUAUACAGAAACUUACUUUAGCCAAUUUGACAAAUUAGUCUCAGCAACAUGUCUGUCCUUAAGACCACACUCCCAAUACAGAGCCAGAUGUGUAAUGGCCAAUAAGGCACAUUCAUCACAAUGAAGAAGUUCUGUCACUCAGAUAGCUAGGUCGUUUUUAGAACAGUUUUUUGAAAAACUAAUCUGAGGUCUGCUGUGGAAUUUCAGGUUCAGGGGGUGAAUUUAGACAGAGGUGGCAAGUCGGACAUAGACUAAUUUAAACAUUUCACUUGUGGCAUGACUCCCAAAUCACUCCAAGUACUCAAGAUGUCUCCAGGUCUCUCUCGCGCAUGUUUACAGACCAAGUUGUUUAUUUCUGUCCAGAAGAGAUUUUGAAUAUAUUUACAAAAGUUUAUAAUUCAUGCAGGCAAUGAAAAU